Molecule: messenger RNA, 2874 nt
Organism: Triticum turgidum subsp. durum (durum wheat)
Lineage: Eukaryota; Viridiplantae; Streptophyta; Magnoliopsida; Poales; Poaceae
Source: the annotation of a GenBank genome assembly
AUGGAGCAAUUGACCCAGCGAAGAACAAUGGCCGCGCCGCUGUGGUUGCAGCUUCUUCUCUGCAUCGUUGCCGUCGCCUGCGUGCUCCAAGCUCGCGCCCAGCCUGAUAGCAAAGGAUUCAUAACCAUAGAUUGUGGUCUCUCGGAGGAGAUGGGCUACGUGGACAACGCCACCAAGCUCUCGUACGCCCCCGACGCUGGCUUCAUCGAUGCCGACACCGGCACGAACCAUAUUAUCUCGCCGGAGUACGUCAUCCCGGCUUUGGCCAAGGUUUGGUACAGUUUGCGUAGCUUCCCAACUGGCGUGCGGAACUGCUACACGCUUCGCUCCCUCAUGCCCGGGCUCAAGUACAUGAUCCGAGGGAGGUUCAAGUACGGCAACUACGACGGCCUCGACCGUCUGCCAGUGUUUGACCUCCAUAUCGGCACCAACUACUGGCACACCGUGAACAUCACCGACUCGAAGGAUGCGGUGUUCGUCGAGGCCAUCGUGGUGGUGCCGGAGGACUUCAUGCAGGUCUGCCUGGUGGACACCGGUGGCGGUACGCCGUUCAUUUCUGGCUUGGACCUGAGGCCGCUGAAAAGAACGCUCUACCCGCAGGUGACCCCGGCACAGGGUCUGGUCCUAUUUGCCAGGCUCAACUUCGGCCCGACCAACGAGACCUUCUACGUCAGGUAUCCCGAUGAUCCACACGACCGGAUAUGGAGGCCUUGGGGCGACAAGGUAAUGUGGACCGAGAUAUCAAUGGCCAGCGGGGUGCAGAACAUAGCCAACGAAGACUUAUUCGAGGCGCCCACGGCGGUGUUGAAGACGGCGAUCAAGCCUCGGAACGCCUCUGGGAACUUAGAAUUCACCUGGUACCCCGUGCCCACCCCCAAAGACCCGUCCCCCGGGUACAUUGCCAUCCUGCACUUCGCCGAGCUAGAGGUCCUACCCAACAACACUGUGCGCCAGCUGAACAUCACCGUCAACAGCAAGCCGUUGUAUUUGUAUACAAGCGACAUCGCGCCGGAUCGUAUCUAUGAUAUCGCCCUCUACAACAGUGGCGCCUUCAUCCGUCACAGCAACUACACAAUCUCCAUCAACGCCACGGCUAACUGGACGUUGCCGCCUAUCAUCAACGCGGCCGAGAUCUUCUCCCUCAUCCCCACCACCAACCUUGGCACGGACUCCCUGGAUGUUUCUGCAAUCAUGGCGAUCAAGGCGAAGUAUCAAGUGAAGAAGAACUGGAUGGGUGAUCCGUGUGUUCCGAAGACGAUGGCAUGGGACAGGUUGACCUGCAGCUACCCACCUGGCAGCCCACCAAGGAUCACAAGCGUAAACCUGUCCUCCAGUGGUCUAAAUGGUGAUAUAUCACCAUCUUUCGCGAAUCUGAAGACAGUCCAAUACCUGGACCUGUCAAACAAUAACCUUACAGGCUCCAUUCCAGAUGCUCUUUCGCAAUUACCUUCACGGACGUUUCUAGAUGUUUCAGGCAACCAGCUAAAUGGGUCGAUCCCCUCUGGACUCCUCAAGAGAAUUCGAGAUGACUCUCUGGAUCUAAGAUAUGGCAACAAUCCAAACCUCUGUACCAACGGUAAUUCAUGUCAGCUGCCUGCUAAAAGGAACAACAAGCUAGCCAUCUACAUUGCUGUGCCCACAGUUCUUGCGGUGAUAGUAUCAGUGAUAUUGCUACUGAUUUGCUUGCUAAAACGAAAGAAGCAAGGUUCAAUGAACAACUCCAUUACGCCCCGGAAUGAGACAAUGACAACCAAUGCACCGGGAAACAAUGUCUGCACCGACAGUUCGCUGCAGCGUCUUGAGAACCGUCGGUUCACGUACAAAGAGUUAGAGAAGAUAACGAACAACUUUCAGCGAGUGCUGGGACGGGGAGGAUUCGGGUAUGUCUACGAUGGCUUCUUGGAGGAUGGCAACCAGGUGGCAGUGAAGCUGCGGUCUCAUUCUUCCCAUCAAGGCGUCAAGGAGUUCCUCGCAGAGGCUCAAAUUUUGACACGGAUUCACCACAAGAAUCUUGUCUCCAUGAUUGGUUAUUGCAAGGAUGGAGAGUACAUGGCACUUGUCUAUGAGUACAUGUCGGAAGGAACACUGCAAGAGCAUAUUGAUGUGGGAAGCAAGUGCAACACAUCACGUCUAUCAUGGACAGAAAGACUACGAAUUGCACUUGAAUCUGCGCAAGGGCUGGAGUACCUACACAAGGGUUGCAAUCCACCCCUCAUCCAUAGAGAUGUUAAGGCCACCAAUAUUUUGUUGAACGCGAGACUCGAGGCUAGGAUCGCUGACUUUGGCUUGUCCAGGGCCUUUGACGACAGCAAUGACACCCACGUGUCCACAGACACGCUCGUCGGUACCCCGGGAUACGUAGAUCCAGAGUACCAGGCGAUGAUGCAGCCAACAACCAAGAGUGAUGUGUACAGCUUCGGAGUCGUACUACUGGAGCUAGUCACAGGGAAGGCGGCCAUCCUGCGAGAGCCGGUACCCAUGAGUAUCAUCCAGUGGGUACGAGAGCGGUUGGCACAGGGCAACAUCGAGGAUGUGGUGGAUUCAGAAAUGCUUGGAGAUUACGAUGUCAACAGUGUGUGGAAGGUUGCAGACAUUGCACUCAACUGCACCUCACAGAUGUCGACACAUCGACCCACCAUGACCGAUGUGGUGAUGCAACUACAAGAGUGCAUUGAGCUCGAGAAGGCUCAUGGUGGAGGUGAUAUCGCAAGCCAUAGGUUUUACUCUGGCAGCAGCAGUGAGAACCCGAACUUGAGAUAUGAUGCUUACACCACUAAUCAAUCUACUAAUGCGAUCCAAAACAACACUACAUUUGAGAUGGAGCAUAAUUUGAAGAGAGUGCCGACAAUGGCUACUGGUCCUUCUGCACGUUGA